AUGGAGCCGAAUCGCAAAAUGCUCAUUCUCUUAGGGGUAUGCAUCUUCAUUGUUGUGCUCUGUCUAAUUGUCAUCAUUCUUGUUUUCGGGUUCUCACACGAGUCACGGAAAUUUCGUGGGCUACUAUUUGUUAUCGCUGUCGUGCUACUCUUUCAAUGCCUCAUCGGCGACUUCUGCAAAUUCCUGGGUUAUUCCUGCUACUCCGCGUUGCGCAAGAGGCCAGCAGUACAAGAGGGACCGGAUGUGGGACGCUCUGCCACCACAAAUAACUAUGAUGAGGAUGCUUUGGUGCGCCUGCAGUUGGCCAGUCAUGAGGCAGCUAUGUAUGCUGCGCCGGCACAUUACAACGAGUCGCUAAAUCUCAAAUACAAACUGAUCAUUAACGAGUUACGGCUGUAUGGCAUAUAUUUUCUGUUCCUAAUGCUUUUGGUAGUUGGUUCACGUGAUUAUCUCGUGUAUUACAAUACGCGCACGAUGAGAACGGUAUUCGCAGAGACACGAUUGGGUGAUGUUGGCCUUCACUAUGUGACCAAUUUGGAUGGUGUCUAUAGGUACAUAGCAAGCGUAACAAUUGAAGCUUUCAAUCAGGGAAAAGAUUACAAUGACGAGGUGAUCUCGGAACCCGGUUGGAUAAAUUAUAAUAUAGCUAAACUGCUGAGUGUAGUGCGUCUGAGGCAGGUGCGACGUGAAGAUAAGUACAUCGGUCUGACCUCCCCACGUUUCGAUACCAGAAACUAUAUGCCACGCUGGGAGUUGCCCUUUGAGAGGUUACACUACAUCAGCAAGUAUGUACACACAUAUGGGCCAUGGUUGCAAGGAGAAUUAGAUUCGAAUUUAUUUACAACUCGAUAUCAUAAGGGCCACUUAUAUACAUAUGAAGGGAAUAACGGUUAUUUAACGUUUUUAUCACGUGACUUGAACAAUAGUUUAACAAUACUCCAAUAUCUACGGAAAUCCAAUUGGAUAGACGAGCGAACUGCUGGCAUCUUCGUCGACUUCACACUCUAUAAUGCCGACUCGAACAUUUUCAGCGUCUGCACGAUUUUCAUGGAGUUUACACCAUUCGGCGAUGUACUCCCACUUCUUGACGUAGAGAGUGUUAAGUUGCUGAUGAAUUUGGACAAUAUACCUGGAGUUAUGCUUACCAUAUUCCUGCUGUAUCUUUUCUCCUUUAUAUAUUUCACCAAGCAUUUGAUUUUGAAUCUGCUUUAUAAGACAAAGAUGUCCGCUUCGCCAUGGAAUGUAGUGGAUUGUGUGAUGGUGUGCUUGAAUGUCUUCAUAAUUAUUUUGAUUAUUGCACGCGAGGCUAAGGUGGCUUCGUUGAUGACGCGUUUCGAGAACUCGAUGAAGUUGGAGUUUGUGGAUUUCCGAGUGCCUGCAAAAAUGGAUCAUAUAGCUAAUCUGGCCAUUGGCUUUCUCAUUUCUCUGACCACUUUACGCCUUUGGAAGGUAUUUCAGUUUGCCAAACCAUUUCGUGUCUUUACACGCACACUCUAUCGCGCUCGUUAUGCAUUACUUACGCUAUUGGCGGUCAUCAUCAUUUGGUUAAUCGCUUUCGGUUUCAGUUCGUAUAUAAUUAACGGCAACGACACCAAACACUUCACGCACCUCACUGGGAGCUUCACUACUUCGAUGAGCUACUCAUUUGGCUUUAGCAAAAGUAUUAGUCCGGAUGAACUUACCUUUGGUGGUUUGACACUCGGUUUCAUUUUGUAUGCGCUUUUAAUGUUCGUAAUUGCCAUUGUUUUACUGAAUCUGUUCAUUACUUUGAUCUGCGACUAUUUUUCGGAGAACAAAAUUACUUUGGAUGAUGAGGAGGCGAAUGAAUUGAGCUUUUAUGAGUUUCUUAAAGUCGAAUUUGGCGACUGGGGUCGUUGGUGUAAACGUACAUGUUGUUUUUGUUGUAGGAAGCGUGUUUAUGAUCCGGAGAAGGGCGACGUUAAGGAACAAAUUGAGAAAUCUGUGGACGAUGCUGAGAAAAAGGCAGGGAAACGCAAGAUGACAGAUCGAGAAGAAGAAGGUCCAUCAUAUGGACCGCAAUUGCGCGAUCUCAGUCAAGUGCGUGCAAUGGCGCGCAAAUUUAAUGCCCAGAUUGCACUACUGCGGCGCCAUCAACGUUGGCGUCAACGGUAUAACCGUUAAGUAUAACUUGAUGUGUUUAAUAAAUAAUCGAAUGAAUGAAUGAAUAAAUGUUGAAGGCAUUUAUGCCU
This is a messenger RNA of Anastrepha ludens (Mexican fruit fly), 2210 nucleotides long. Its product is annotated as polycystin-2. Gene Ontology annotation, biological process: detection of mechanical stimulus. Gene Ontology annotation, cellular component: membrane. The record is from RefSeq and is a predicted model, not a curated record. The coding region runs from base 1 to 2142 and encodes 713 amino acids. Gene Ontology annotation, molecular function: calcium ion binding; calcium channel activity. The transcript has a single exon. NCBI's taxonomy places the organism in Eukaryota, Metazoa, Arthropoda, Insecta, Diptera, Tephritidae.